UUUGCUAUUAGUAAUGUGUCCUGUUAAAAUAAAACCAUAUUUUGUAGAACCUUCCAUAUUUUGCUCCGGAAAUUGUGAUAAUUGAAAAUAAAGUUCAGAAAUAUGGGAGACUACGUGCGCCCGAGUAAGAUAAAGUUGUCCCCGGGAAACAAGCAAGCUCCCCCCAAUGUCGGUAUAAACCAAGAGUCUGUCUCAUCCAUCGUCCCACCCACGGUACCACCCAAGACACCUCACUCGACACUGAUUUUAAGCCAUCUAAACACACUGAAAACCAACAGGAGAUACUUUGCUGGAAUAAUGCUAAACACAGAAGAUGAGGGUGGGUUUUUGACAUUUUAACCGCUGUUACGACGAAACAAUUCUCAUGCUUAAAAAUGAAUUAGAUGAGGAAUUCGAAUAUCCUGGGAUUAACGUCCCUCGGAGGUCGGAGAGGUAUGGCCCUGCCUCGCUAGUUCAACCCUUGGGCAAGUCUUCCUCUGUCAAGUCUCUUAUUGAAUUGAUGGACGAAACCUCCAGCCUCAGCUGUCUCGAUCGUUUCCUUUUUAAGUUUUGCAAGCCAUGUCAACCCACAAAAUCAUUUCACCACUCGGCCGAAGGGAUUAAGACCUAUAUGAACGCAUUGGACACCGAAUGGAGUCCGAUUCUGGCAUUGUUCGAGUGGCCCAAACUGCCAGGAGGCCAACAUAAGAAGGCUCGCGGAUUUAAUUACGUUACGCACUCUAUUUGGAUACUUGCAUAUGCUGCGGGAACAGCAUCGAGCAGUGACAACGACAAGGAAGAGUUUUAUCGGGAAUGUUUCGAGAAUAUGCUUUUGCAAGCGGAAAUGAUUGGAAUUUUGCUUCAAAACUUUGUGUCACCAGUGAAUGAACUGGAGAAAUUGUUACAACCCUUGGAUGAUUUGACGACACUAAUGGACGUGAAAUUGAUGACUCCAGUUUAUUUCGGAGUCGACGCUGGUGAAAUUUUUGACGAAGCCAUCAUUCCUGACUCCCGGCGGUACAAGAUGCGUGACUACAUCAAGCUCAAAAUUUACACAAGGGAUGUUCAAGACAUGGAAUGGGUAGAGUUUCAUGACUUAAGGUUUCGCGAUCAAAUGACACGUGUACAGAAUGGCCUCACGGAUAUCGUAGUUAAGCUGAAAAUGAUUUUGGGAGCGAUGCCAUCCGUGCUAAAAUUGAUCAAGAGUGCUAGUGGCAAGAAAAGCAGAGGUCUUCCCGUCCUUUUGCCUCACAUGAUUCGAAUGAGAAAUAGCCUCAACACUUUGCUUCAAUCCGCAAAGCUUUCCCCAGAUAAUAGCAAGAUGAUGAGAUCAAUAUUUAUAAAGACUCAGCAAAAUGUACAGAGCGUUAUUGAACAAGCGGUAUUUUCAAUGACAAACAUUUGGGAAGUUAUUUUGAUGACGAGACUGGCCUACAACUAUGUCGCCACAUCAGCCAUGUCAAAUGGUUCCAUGAGUUCUCUCGAGGAAGUUAUAAAACGCCUUUCUAACAGCGACAAGCGAUUAUCGCCGAAUGUCGACUACAAAUGGAAGCAGUUCUAUGACGUUAAUUGUGCCUCGUUGCUGAGAAAAGUGCCAGUUAUUGUUAGAAAUAGUGUGGAAAUGGCUAUUCAUUUGGACGGCUUCAGCAACCCAGAAGCUCAAAUUCCAUCCAAGAAAAGUUUAUACACGCGUCAAAGUCAACAAAUUGAUACGCCCAUGGUUUUACCGAUCAAACAAUUAUUACAGAAGACGCCUGCGUCUGAACCAACUAUUUCACAUAAACCUAAAGUAAUAAUAAAUGUGUAA
Messenger RNA from Folsomia candida, 1786 nucleotides. RefSeq lists its product as uncharacterized. The record is from RefSeq and is a predicted model, not a curated record. NCBI's taxonomy places the organism in Eukaryota, Metazoa, Arthropoda, Collembola, Entomobryomorpha, Isotomidae. Bases 365 to 1786 code for a protein of 473 amino acids. The transcript is spliced from 4 exons.